CAUUAGUUCAAUGUUUCAUCAUCCACCAAGCCAUGGGAGAACACGAUAAAGAACUCGAUCUCGGACUUGGACUCGGACUGGGUCGCUACGGGUCAGAGGAGGAUCGAUUGCCCAACGUUGGCUUUUCUUUGGAUCUUUGCCUUCCUUUUCACCCAAGUGACCAAAGUGGGGAGGCUAUUUUUGAGAAUAGCAAACCAUAUGAGAUCGAUGAAGCAGAAUGCGAGAAUUCUUAUGGCAGGAAAAAGUUGAGGUUAAAUAAAGAGCAAUCGGAAUUGCUUGAAGAUUGUUUCAAACAUCAUACAACCCUUACCAUGGAUCGCAAACUUGAACUUGCAAAAAAGUUGAAUCUCAAGCCAAGACAAGUUGAAGUUUGGUUUCAAAACCGAAGAGCAAGAACUAAACUGAAGCAAACGGAGGUCGAUUGCAAGCUACUGAAAAAGUAUUGCGAGAGUUUAAGCUACGAAAAUGCACGGUUGAGAAGAGAGUUACAUGAACUACGUUCGAAGCACCCAUUUCCGGAUGGUCUUACCAAAACUAAGAAGACAUUUGUAACUUGUCCAUCAUGCCAGAAAAUGGCAGACACCAGCAAUGGCCAAAAGAUCAAAACUGAAAUGAAGGAUUUGGAAGCAUAAGACAUGCCAUAGUUCCACACAGCCCUUGAAAGAAAGAAAUAUACACAAACACGAGGAUUUUUACUUCUUUUGUAACAUUCUUGUCCACAAAAAUAGGGGACAAGUGAGCCGAUUGCAAGAAACCCAAUCGGUUUCUUGGCAUGGGCAAUAAAAAGCUUGUCUUUUU
Molecule: messenger RNA, 798 nt
Organism: Cuscuta campestris
Lineage: Eukaryota; Viridiplantae; Streptophyta; Magnoliopsida; Solanales; Convolvulaceae
Source: the annotation of a GenBank genome assembly